This is a messenger RNA of Dreissena polymorpha, 5103 nucleotides long. Its product is annotated as reelin-like. The record is from RefSeq and is a predicted model, not a curated record. Gene Ontology annotation, biological process: central nervous system development; neuron migration. The transcript is spliced from 26 exons. Gene Ontology annotation, molecular function: lipoprotein particle receptor binding. NCBI's taxonomy places the organism in Eukaryota, Metazoa, Mollusca, Bivalvia, Myida, Dreissenidae. Bases 1150 to 5103 code for a protein of 1317 amino acids.
CAGACAGAAAUCUUUCUAGAAGUUAUUGUUAACAGAAUCUAGUUUAAGACACCAAUUCUUGUCACUAACGAAAGAAUCCUUGCCUCACUUUCAAGUGAUAGUGAAAAUGUGGAACAGAUGGUAUUUAACCAUAGGUAGACCACACAAACCACAGAACUUUAUAAUAAGUUGUGCAUUACACUUAACCUGUUUAGUAAUUGGAUACUCAUUGGUGAUCCAUACUUGAUAGUGCGCAAUAAACGGUGAGUUCACAAGUGCCACAGCAGUUGUCACUCAAGACUCAAAGUGCAAUCGAAAGCACUGAAAAAUAUGCCAUAUGUCAGCACGAUUGUGGUCAAUCCGUUUCCUGAACAUGGAUAUCAGAAAAUAAUAUAUUGGUAAUGCCACCACGUGGGGUUAAUUGGAUGAUCACGAUUCCAUUUGUUGGUUGGGUAAUUAGGAUUUGGAAACUAUUAUUAUAAAUGCUGAUUUUUUCCUUAUCUCUUAAAUAUAAAGACAAAAAUGUGUAUGACUAUUAUCCAUUUAACAUUGCAGAGCUUGAUAAAAACUUAUAAAUUCAAGCGAGAAAAUGUAACCUUUGACUUAUUUCAAUUGAAAGGUACAUUCCUGCAAACUUAAAUAAUGUUAACUGUAAUAAAUUCGUGCUCAUGCAAUAUCUGAUAAAUUAAACUCGUGUAAUAAUAACAGUGACAGUAAUGUUCAACCAUAUUUGUUUUUUAGAUUGCAUCCGGUGUUAAUGAGCAAGCAUUAACACAAUCAAAAGUAUGUUAAUCUGUAAGAGUACCAAAAUUAAUACCACACUUAUUAUAAAUAAUAAAUACCAGAAUUCACAAAAACACAUGUUUGCUCGAAUUUACUUGUGUUUCGUUUUCGACAAGAGUUAGCUAAUCUGGAAAGUUUCAAGAUAAGGAUAUUUCAAGUGCUGAAACCACAGAGUGACCUAGCCUGAUAUAAUCCCACAAAUUUACGUCAUGUUGACAUCACAUGCUUCAACAUAUAUAUUUUUUCUCAGUCUGGUUCCAAUAGAGACUGGAAUAUAUGAUGUCUUGCAAUGUCAUAGUUCUUUCUUAUGUGACUUUCAAUUAAACAAUAAUGUGUGUUAAUUUAUGCGUAUUUAUUAAAAUUUUAUAACUAUCUUUAUUAUAUGUAAUGUGUAUGAAACAAUUUACUUACGUGCAUUUAAUUAAGUUGGGGACAUUCUCAAUGGCUAUUUGGAAGGUCCUAACGUUGUUCAGUCUUCUGACCUUGACCACUCAAGUUCAAGGUCAAGCACCUGUUUCUCCAUUUUUCCUGCUGUGUAAUUACCAUGGCAAUGGUCAGGAGGUGGGGGCCAGCACAGGGGAGGUGAAGCUCAGUGUCAGUAUCCAUGGCAACCCUGAUAACUAUGUUCCAGGACAGUACUAUAAAGUAACAAUAACGUCCAGCCUCAACUUUGACGGCUUCUUCCUGACUGGACUCUACACGAUAUCUAGCCCCGCCCUACAGAGAAUGCAGGCCCUGGGGAUGCAGGGAGGUCAGCCAGUCAGUCAGAACCUGAUGUGCUCCAUAGUCCACUCCCACAUGUCCCAGAGUCCUGUGCGGGAGACCACCUUCAUGUGGAUUGCCCCGCCCGCUGGGUCCGGUUGUGUCAACUUCCUGGCAACAGCAAUGCUGGGUCAGCAGAUGUUGUUCAAGGACACGACAGUUCUGCAUCUUUGUGAGGAAGGAGCUCCAACUCUCAGCCCACUGCGUCCAGUCCUGGCAGAGCUGCAUUCGGACUCGAUGAUAUUCCGUGACGACUUUGAUUCCUUCAAAUCAUUUGGACAAGAUCACUGGAGUUCUCAUGAAGGUGUAGACAUAGGCACAGGCUGUGGUUCCCUGUUCUACGGUGAUGCAGCAGUUUUCUGUGAGAACACCGGGAACCGUCGACUGGUCACCGCUGCGUUAAAUACAACAACUGCAGCAGUUCUACAGUUCUUCCUUGGUACUGGUUCAUGUCGAGGCAGUGACAAAGAUGCCGAUAUCAUGGUGUUGUUUGGUCUUAAUGGCUGCCAAGACUGGUUCAUCCUUGACUCACUCCCACCACCAACAAAUGGUAGUAUUCCAAAGUCUGUACUUAUUCACCUGCCAGAGAAGGCUAGAGGAGAUGGCGUCUGCUUUGCAUGGUCACAAGAACCCACCCUACCCCAAAAGGCUACAAUCAGAUAUACCACUGAGGCUACAACACACUCAAGAAAUGCAGUGCUCAAAGACAUUGCUACUACCUCUCAAACCAAGUUCUCAUUAUCUGGAAAAGUUAAAACAGUCCCAACGACAUCCUUCAAAUACCCUCCAACACAACCAUCCACCAGGAAGACCAAAAGCACUCCAAAGACCACCACUGAUUACAAGCAAUAUGAAUACACUACGGAGAUUGUAGACUAUGAUGAGCAAAACAUAACCUUUCCUGAGUAUACCGUGCACGAAGUUCCAGCUCAGGACAAUCCACUGGCAGACGCCCAGAGCUCAAAAACUGCGGGAAAACAAGUGGACUUUGACACAGUGGUCGGAGCAGUCCCAGGCACAUUCCAAGGUUGCUGGGCAAUAGACCAUGUGAUCAUCGUUAACACCGCCCAUGUGCCUACCUCUCUGCAGGAUACAUUCAACCCAAUCAACCCCAGUGACUGGCUGUCUUUUCCGGGGGCCCAUUUCAAGCAACACUGCCAUUCGGACGACACAGCCAUGGUUUUCAAUCACAAGUCCCCAGUCACUGGAGUGGGGAGUCGUGACCUUGACCUUUCUGUACCAGACUACCAGAAGGAUAUCAUACUGGCAGAACAGUUUGAAGACAAGGCACUACCUGGUUGGCAAGUGUCUGGUGGUAAUGUGGACCUCACUUGUGGGAUCAUUCACUCUGGAAGCUCAGUGGUGUUUGAUGGACCAGGAAAGAGCCGCAGAAUUUGCACCCCUGACAUUGACCCUCGAAAAGCGGGCAAUCUGAGGUUUCAUUUCGGCCUUGGUUCUGGGGGUUGCCAUAGUGAUGACAUUGAGAAGGCAGAGGUCAUAAUUUACAUGGAGGAUACAAAUGAGCAUACAAUCUACAUCAUAGAGAAACUUGAUGUCAACUCAUACAAGGAGCCCAAGCUUGUGUCUGUGCCCCUCAAACCCAUAGAGCGUCACUCCAGCGCCCGUAUCUGCUGGGUGCAGAAGUUCAGUGGAGGUCAAGGUCAAAAUGUCUGGGCGCUUGACAAUGUCGAGAUCUUACCCUACCUACCCCAGUCUGCAAACACAUCAAAAAAUAAAAUGGCCCAGUUCAGUCUGAAUUUGAAUUGUGGAAACUUUGCAGAUAACAAUGAUGUGGAGUUGAAGUACUCGACCAACUACGGGUCCACCUGGCAUCGCCUACAUGAGCCCUGCCUGCCUGCGCAGUGUGACGCAGAGUACCGGCCCCUGGACACACACUUCCACGCUGACACAUACAAGAGGUGGCGACGAUUCACAACUCCCUUGCCGUAUGCUGCAAUGGUUCCCGUUGUUAGAUUCCGUUGGGAGAAGACAUCCAGUGAUGAUCCGAACUGGGCUCUUGAUAAUGUUUAUAUCGGGACCUGCAAGGAAGGAUGUAAUGGCCACGGAGCCUGUCUUGACGGAAAAUGCAGUUGUGAUUUUGGCUAUAUCGGAGAUACCUGUGAGAGUACAAUUGCACCCAAUCCCACAAUCCUCCUGGAGAACUUUGAUGGCACUGGUCUGCCCAUUAGUACAGGUAUAGAGCACAUUCUUGGAGCCAGUCUUAGUUUUGACUGUGAUGUGUUGUCCACUGGGAAAGCAGCAGUGUUCAAUCUGGAUGGCAGACGGGAGUUUCUAACCGCUGAACUCAACACGACUAACACCAUGUACAUACAGUUCAACAUCCGGGUGGGCAGUAACUCGCCAGUCUCCGGCUGCCCCGCUGCAGAGAAGACCAAGGAGCUGGUCCUGCUGGACUACACAUGUAACGGCGGGGUCACCUGGCAACUGCUGAAGUCAUUCAACACCGUUGACUACAGGUCUCCCAUGUCUGACUCAGUUCUGCUGCCCAACGAGGCAAGGAAUACGGGCUGCAAGUUCCGCUGGUGGCAGCCCGAGCACUCUGGAUAUCACCAGGACGUGUGGGCGCUAGACGACAUCAGCAUCAAUGACCACCUGUUCAACACACUCCACGUUCACAUGAAUAACAUGGUGGACAUCGGGGAACAACUGGCCAUCACUAAUGGACGCCUCUCGGAUACCUACUGUCGCAAGAUGAAAAGUAUUAGUUUCAUUGGUUCUCCAACAACAGACAAUGUUCGCCUGCUCACCACGGAGUCCAUGCACAUCGGUCCAGGCUACAUCAUGCAGUUUGAGCUUGUGAUGGGGUGUGGCCUCCCGUACUCUAGUCUCCGUGACAACCGCCUCUAUCUGGAGUACUCAACGGACCACGGCAUCCACUGGAGCCUCGUGGUUGACCCCUGCCUGCCCCCCUCCCCCUGCGACCUUGUGCACCAGGGAACCAUAUAUGACUGGACCCAGUACAGGGAAUGGACGAGAGUCACUGUUCCCUUGCCCACAACUACAUGGGGCCCGUCUACACGGUUUCGGCUGCGUCAGGACACGUGGGCUAGGACGGACACCUGGGGUGUGGCCAGACUCUACAUCGGUCAGCAGUGUCCAAACAUGUGCCACGGGCACGGGGAAUGCAAUGAGGGUGUCUGCAGCAACUCAUCUAAAGACAAGAUGCAGGCAGACUUUGGUAUCCGGUACGAAACCAGACAUGAUUUUGAGCAUAUCCGUGGAGGAAAGAAUGGUGUGGCGAGAAUGGUAAGCAAGGAUAUGGAUACUCGCCGAGCUGACUAUCUCCAGUUCUACCUGCGCAUAGGUGGUGAUGGGAAGGAGUGCUUCGGUAGUGACCUGAGGUCAAACGGGGUCAUUGUGCACGUACUCGACCAAUGGGGGCAUCACAUGGAACUUUUGGAUGAGCUGUGCCAUGGGAAGAGCGAAUGGAGGAAGAACACGAGAGAAAGAAGGUCAACUACCAGCCACUACUUGAUGCUUGCCAACGACAAGGAUGAGAUAAUUGAAACCUCCCAGUGGAGGUUGACAGUCGGGGCUUCGCAGGGCAUUCAGUCGUGA